Messenger RNA from Camelina sativa (false flax), 1806 nucleotides. The record is from RefSeq and is a predicted model, not a curated record. NCBI's taxonomy places the organism in Eukaryota, Viridiplantae, Streptophyta, Magnoliopsida, Brassicales, Brassicaceae.
CGCUCUCCCUCGAUUCACAUUCCAAUCUUUAGAGAGAAAUGGCGAAAUCAAACAGAUCCAAGGCUUCAGAGCGUGUUAUAGGCAACGGUGAAGUAACUCCAAUUCAAGUCGCGUUCCUCGUCGAUCGAUACCUUUGCGAUAAUCGCUUCUUAAAAACCCGAUCCCUUUUCAGAUCUGAAGCUUCUUCUCUCAUCUCUAACUCUCCUGUUCGUGAAGUUCCGAACAGUUUGUUACCUUUGAAUGAGAUUUUAAACGAAUACAUCCUUCUCAAGAAGGAGAAGAUGAUGAUAGAUCAGGAGAAAUCGAAACUGGAUCAAGAGAAAUCUCAUGUUCAGAAUCUGUUGAAUGGGAUGCAGGAUGUGAUGAAUGCUUAUAACUCCACCGUCGCUACACCUCCUCCUCCUCCUCCUCCUCCGGCGAUUUCGGCGGCAGCUCCGACUGACAACCAAGUCGUUGAUGCUUCGACUUCUAAACAGAACAACAACUUCGGUGUCUCUUCUUCAGGAUGCACUGUGUACAACACAUCUAAUGUAAUAAUGCCAGUAUCAUUACCAGGAAACAAAAGAGUUGGGAGUUUCACUGCACCUUGUUUAAGUCAGUCUACUACCAAAAAGCGAAAGAGUCCUGAGGUUUCUCUUGGAGCUCCUUCUGUUUCUAGGAAAGGGAUGAAAAAGCUCCAACAAGCUGAUAAGGUGGUGGCUAAUUACUUGACGUUUCAAACAUCAUCUGAAAUACAAAUGCCUGUGAACAACGGUGUAGCUAAUAAGUCGUCUGAUCUUAUGCCAAGUGUGGCAAAGUGUUUGUUUAACAAAUCAGACAUGUUGUCUCCUCCGACCAGUUCAGCUUGUCCGAGGACACCGCCAAAGCAAGCAUCUAAUCAAAGUGAUAGGUCUGUCAGUCCCCAGCAAGAAGUUACUCCUACAAACUGCACAAUUGUUACCAAGGAGAGAAUCACAGUCAGUCCUCUCAAACAAAUUGGUUCUUAUACAGUGGAAAGGAGCCAUAUGGUUUCUUCUUUUUCGCCUGUGAAGUCUGAUCUGAAAAUGUCGAGUAAAAGAGAUCAUGUGAAAGGAAGGCUCAACUUCGAUGACACUGAAGCCACAAUGCACUUGGAUGCACCUGCCGCUGCUGAUAUGGUUCCAACUUCCUCAUCUGGCUCUGAAGCAGAAGCUGAUUUGUUUGACAUAGAUUUCUCCAAUAUAGAUCUUCUGAGUGAAGACUUUUCAUUUUCGGAGCUACUAGUUGAUUUCGAUCUUGGUUGUCAAGGAAUGCCUGACCCUUGCCUUCCACAACCAUCUAAUUUCCACAUAGAGAGUGCUUCAGGGUCAUCUCCUGAAUCAAGAAAUACGAAUUUAGAGCCUGACCAGGUUGUAUCAGAGUAUACAUCAACAGUAACAGAAAUGACACAAGGGAAAGACAUGAACACACAAGGAUCUGACUCCAUGACUACUGUGAAGUCCAUAACAAAAUGCUUACGAAUCUUAAGUCCUGCCAAGAAUUGCAGACAGAGAGUCACGAUUGACUGAUUCGAGUGUCCAUGUCCACCUAACCACGCUUAUAUAUAUGUCUUGAGAGCUCCAACUUAGAUCUUUUUCGGAUGUAUUGUGAGAAUGUAGUAGCCCUUUGGUUAGCUCCUAGGUAGUUCUAAAUGUAAGUUAUGUAAACUAUAAUUUAUUUCCUCUAAGUUAGAUUAGUUUUGGUAGCUCAAUACUCUACAUGACGACUAUCUAUAAAAGUAGAAGUAACUUGUUCUUAUUUUACAAUUCAUGUCUCUAUUUGAUUUACCACCAAAACUAUCUGAAUCAA